AUGUCUGCCAAAAGGUUUGUUUUUAAAAAUGGUAAAAACAGAUGAGUACUGUAACUUUUUUUGCUUUAUCAAAGGGUUUAUGCUAAGGCUAGGGUUUUGCACAGCAUGUUUAUUAGUACCAAAUAGUUGUACAGUAACCUAAAAUUAAAAAAAAAUGUUUGUCAUACUGUAACUAGUACGGUACUAAACCCCAAAGUUAAAUAAUUUAGUACGGUACUAAAAGCGAAGUUAAAUAUAUUUAAAUAUGUUGUUGUAGCAUCAUUGCUCUCCUUUUUAUCUUCGCCUUCGCCAUGUCAGCUCAAGCUCAAUGUGGGUCAUCAUACUACGGAGGAUACUACCCAUCAUACAGCGGCUAUGGUGGCUACUCUUCAUACUACCCUUCAUACAACUAUGGACUGUAAGUUUAUUUGUAAUAUCUAAGCCAGAAGAGCUAAGUAAACUUUAAGUACAGUAUUAUUAGUAGCACAGUACUAUUACAAGUACAGUACUAUUAGCAGCACAGUCCUAUUAGUAGUGCAGCCCUAUUAGUAGUACCAUAUAGUACCUUAAGAUAAAAACGUAAAGCAAUUCUUCCGUUACAGAGGCUACUCCUCCAACUACGGUUACUACGGCAAACGUGAAGCUGGAUUCGAACAGCCAUCAGCUGGCCGCCAUACCCGUCAUGCUGAGAAACAACAGUAA
Messenger RNA from Bursaphelenchus okinawaensis, 681 nucleotides. The record is from the annotation of a GenBank genome assembly. NCBI's taxonomy places the organism in Eukaryota, Metazoa, Nematoda, Chromadorea, Rhabditida, Aphelenchoididae.